AUGUUACACCCCGGGCUCUUCACGUUGGAUAUUACGGUACUGCUUCAGGCGGCACUAGUCUGGGAGGAGGCGCGCGGCGCUCCGGCGAAGAAGGGCGAUAUUCUUGCCGGUACGGAAUUCCUCUCGGUCUUCAUAAACGGCGCUAUGGCGACGCCGCCGCCACGACGCCGGGGCUUCCGACCGCGUGGCGGUCACCAAGCUGUGGCAGCGAGCGAUAGCGCGACCGCCGAGUCGCAUCAGCACGAGGCAUCGUCGAUCUACCGAAUAUCUCGGACGAACCCGGCGAGCGGCGGCCGGCCGAUCUCGGUGUCGCGGCCGCAGACGAGCGGCCGCGAGGAGGUCGUCCGUUUCUAUCCCAUAAAUCAAAAAACGCUGGAGAACCGGCAGCAGAAUCUGGCGUCGUUGAUCGACGAUCUGAGCACGCCGGGCGGCAUAAGCUCGACGCGACUGACGCCCUCGAGCGCGGCUACGACGACGAUGACGAGCGCGCCGACGUUGGCCCACCAGGAUCGAACGAUCUCGAGGUCGAACGGGACCAACGGAUCCGCCGCCGUCGGCAGAGGUGUCAGCCGGCAGAAGGUGAUUGGCGUCAGCGUCACGUCCACGGUUGAGGCCACGCCGUACAAAGUGCGCGUCGAGCAUUACGACAGCGCGGACGCCGCAGUGGUUACGCGACCACCGAGUUUAGAAUCUGCGGCGAAUAGAGAAAUUACUAGAGAGCCCAUCAGGGAGUCAACUAGAAGCACGGCGAGGGGUACCAGCAGACCGCCGACGCCGCCGUCGUCCACGACUACGACGACGACGACCACGACGACUACGAUGACGACGGCGACGCCGCCGCCGCCGGGUCGAUUCGUCACCGAGGAACUCAGCAACAUCGUCUCGGAGUCGAACAGAAGCGAGUUCUCCGUGGACGAGGACUUGCCGAGAACGAGUUGGCGCAGCCGCGUGACCAUGACCCCGCGAGUUCACGUCCCCGCGAAGAGUCACCAGGACGAGGAGGCCAACGAGGCCGCGCGGAUCAUCGACGUCGACGCGAUCACCCUGCCGACGGAGGAGAAUUACGAGCUGCCCGUGGAGAACUCGGAACGGCGGGAGUUGAACGAGGAAGUGCCGGAGAUAUCGACGGAUCGGCUUCAAGGGCGCAAGAUGGGCCGUCACUACGACACGUCGCUCUACAACCGGUCGGGCCCGAAGGCUUACGGCCAGUCGUCGAAGGCGUACAAAUCGCCGCGGACCUACAACGAGCCGGCCAAGGUGUACGGCGAGCCGGCCAAGGUGUACGGCGAGCCCGAGCGUGUGUACGGAGAGCCGGCUAAGGUGUACAGCGAGCCAGCUAAGGUCUACAGCGAGCCAGCCAAGGUCUACAGCGAGCCCGCGAAGGUCUACGGCGAGCCGGCCAAAGUCUACGGCGAGCCGGAGAAGAUCUACUCCGAGCCGUCCAAGAUCUACUCGGAGCCGGCCAAGAUCUACUCGGAACCGGCCAAGAUUUACUCGCAGCCGGCCAAGGUGUACGGCGAGCCCAGCAAGGUGUACGACUCCGAGGGUCAGCCGGUGGACCGUCAGCAGGAGAACGGCGAGCCCGACGAGCAGAACUACGAGAUCGACGAGUCGGUCAGCGUCGGCAGCAACGGCAACGUCCACGGGCCGCAAUUGGUCGUCACCGAGGAGACCCCGGGUGCGUCCGGCGAGGACGGUCACAAGGUCGGCUACGUGGUGGAGGGCAGGAAUUACCGGAAGUACCGGGUCGAGGAGAGAACGCCGGACGGCUUCAUCGUAGGCGAGUACGGCGUCGUGAGCCACGACGACGGCUCGCUGCGCGGCGUCAGAUACACCGCCGACGGCACCAUCAAUCCCCAGCUCAUCUACGACGCCCUGAUGAAGUUCCUCGCGUUGUGA
Molecule: messenger RNA, 1899 nt
Organism: Wasmannia auropunctata (little fire ant)
Lineage: Eukaryota; Metazoa; Arthropoda; Insecta; Hymenoptera; Formicidae
Exons: 2
Coding region: 1-1899 (632 amino acids)
Source: RefSeq, a predicted model, not a curated record